AUGCGUAGUAGAACUGCAUUCAGGAGUCUUUUUAGAUUCCCCAAUAGUGGGGCUCUUUUGCUGCAGCAGCGACACACAGCCUCACAGAUGCCAUCAGAAGAGGAAGUUCGAAGUGCCUACGCGGCACUAGGCGUCGCCACUUCUUCUCCAUUUCAAGAUGUGAAGAAACGAUAUGUAGAACUUGCGAAACAACAUCACCCAGAUGUUAACAAUGGGAGUGCGGGUGACGCGUCUAAACGCAUGGUUAACAUUAACAACGCCUACGCCACUAUAAGUCGGUUUCAUAAGGCAGGUGGUGUACUGUCUGGUGGAUCUCGUCCAUCUCAGAAUAAUAAAAACAGCAACAAUUCAUAUGCUUACUAUACCUCAAGUGACGAGCCGUAUCAGCCGUGGCACGAGGAUCUUAACCCUCUCAUUUAUGAAAUGAUGUGGGAUGAAAUGCGUCGACAGGCCGAGAGCGAGGCGUAUGCGCGGGGUCCUCCUUAUGAAAGUAAACGGCGUCAAAACUAUCAACAGCAAAACCAUCAUAAUCACAAUCAUAAUCAUCAGCAGCCACAACAAAAACAACAACAACAACAACAUGGCUCAGAUACAUCAAGAAGUGGACAAAAAAAGCCACACAAUGACAACCGUCGUCGACCAAAGAAUAGUACUCCCCGUAAGACCACAACAUGGCCUGAUGCUGAUCUGAAUGCGAUGGUGAAUAUGUACCAAGAUGGGAAAAGUUUUGAUUUUAUCGCCAAUGCAUUAGGGAAGAAAACACCUGAUGUUGUCGCUGAAUUUAAUCGUUGGAGUGAUGACAAUAGGCGAUCAUCACAUCCAACGCAAAGGCGUCCAAGAGGUUACUACUACGCGGAAUCUCCUGAUAUUGAUUUCACAGACUUCGCGGAAGACCUUGAGGAUCCGUAUGGAUAUGGUUUUGAUGAAAAUGAGUAUGUGGACCCAGAAGAAGUUUUCUUCGACGGUGGCGCAAUUCCGUUUAACGGCGGGCAUUACAUGAGUGGACACCGCCCACGACGCGGUGGUGGUGGUGGUGGUCGUGGAAGAUACGGGACGAAUAAUCGCCAGUGGUGA
Messenger RNA from Trypanosoma theileri, 1074 nucleotides. RefSeq lists its product as uncharacterized. The record is from RefSeq and is a predicted model, not a curated record. Lineage: Eukaryota; Euglenozoa; Kinetoplastea; Trypanosomatida; Trypanosomatidae. The transcript has a single exon. The coding region runs from base 1 to 1074 and encodes 357 amino acids.